UAUAAGUUGUGAGGUUGAACUGAGUAAGCAGCCAAAGUUGGGCACUGAAUCAACCAGAGAUAGAAGAACUGGACACAGUGAACGCAAGCACUAGGUCUUGCAAAGAGCAAAAAAUGAUUUUGUAUGUUAUCUCGCUUACAUUUCUGCUGGGAGCCACCAUGACCAAAGCUCAAAGUAUAGCGGGAAGCGAUAUUGGAGACGACCAAUCAAACUGGGCAGAAAUCUUGAAACACAUGAGAAACUCAACUGACGGUCGACAAGAAGUGGACGAUAGCAUGAAACCCACUAUAUUUGACAUCAUCAUAAAUGCCAAUGCACAUGCGAGAAGCAAACCGAUUCAACGUAGCGAAGAGGAUAAAUUCUUGUUUCAAGGUGACAUUGCAAUGCCACCCAUCGACGUAAUGAAAACGUUGAGAAAUAGACGAAGAAAGCGUGCCGUAAUGAGAAAAAUAUCUACGGGAAGCAACUUAUGGCAAACUCAUAAACUUGCGUACAUUUUUAGAAAUGAUUUAGGACAGUAUGCAAAGAGUGUGAUUCGAGCUGCCAUUAAAGCAUGGGAAGAGACGCUACCUUGUUUGGGGAAAUGGAAAGAUGUGACAAACGUGGACGCUUCUAAACGUCCCAGGGAUUACAUUUACUUCAUUAAAGGAGAAGGAUGUUACUCGCAAGUUGGUCGCAGGGGCGGAAGACAAACAAUCUCCAUUGGCAAAGGUUGUGAUCACAUUGGUGUUGUCAUACACGAAAUAGGUCAUGCUAUGGGUUUCUGGCACGAGCAAUCGAGAACAGAUCGAGACAGCUACGUAACUAUUCAUUGGGAGAACAUUAUUCCUGCGAUGCGAUUUAACUUUGGAAAAUAUUCUUCGUCAAAAAUCAACGAUCUUGGUGUCGGUUACGACUACAACAGCGUAAUGCAUUAUGGCUCCAGAGCCUUCUCGAAAGAUGGCCGUUCAUCCACCAUAACAAUAAAAGGAAACAAUCCAGGCAACGUUAGGCUGGGUCAGCGGUAUCGCUUGAGCAAACUGGACAAGAAACAGGCUCAAUUAUUGUACAGUUGCGAUUGCAUCGACAAUGACAAAAAUUGCGACUCAUGGGGCAAACAGGGAUAUUGCAAUCCCAAGAAGGGAUUCGAAAGCUUUAUGAAGAAGAACUGCUGUGCAACCUGUCGCAAGCAAACCGCUGCUGUGAAAUCGUGUUCAUCAUCGCCCUGUUUCAAUCUGGGAGUUUGCAAAGACGUCGGUAAUAGUUAUAGCUGCAAUUGUCCUGCUGGCUAUAACGGCAAGCAGUGCGAACGCAAAGUGCUCCCAUGCAACUCUUCUCCGUGCUUGAACUCAGGGACAUGCAGUAACAAUGGAAACAAAUUCUCUUGCACAUGUUCAUCCCUUUACACUGGAGAAAGAUGCGAAAGAAGAAAAAUAGGAGCGAUGUGUGCAAGCGAUCUAAAUACAAACUGCAAACAAUGGGAGAAAUACUGCGUGAUGUAUGCUGAGAACGAAUAUCAAUUAUUCAUGAAGAACAAUUGCUGUCAAACCUGUAAACAAUUUUGCAAGGACAAAAAUCAAAACUGCAAGCAAUGGAAGUCAAAUGGCUUUUGCACCCAUAAAAUCUUCGAAGCUUACAUGAGGAACAACUGUGUCGUAGCUUGUGGGCACAAAUGCACAUCAUAGAAAGUGAACUGUUUAAUGCUUUCAUUUAUUACACAUAUAGGCAUAGGAAUGUAUGAAAAAAUGUUGUAAAAUGUAUCGGAGUAUAUAGAUAAGUUGACGAUUAAAUUCAAAUACGUUUUGUUAUUCGAUUAAACAGGGUGUGAAAAC
Xenia sp. Carnegie-2017 is the source of this 1811-nucleotide messenger RNA. Its product is annotated as zinc metalloproteinase nas-13-like. Gene Ontology annotation, molecular function: metalloendopeptidase activity; zinc ion binding; calcium ion binding. NCBI's taxonomy places the organism in Eukaryota, Metazoa, Cnidaria, Anthozoa, Malacalcyonacea, Xeniidae. Bases 114 to 1664 code for a protein of 516 amino acids. Gene Ontology annotation, biological process: proteolysis. The record is from RefSeq and is a predicted model, not a curated record. The transcript has 12 exons.